AUGGGAAUUUUAAUUUCUCUUGGAUCAAAUUCCGUGCGAAGCACGACGGAGGUUUCAUGCCAAGUUAGCCAUUAUGCCCAGCUGGCCUUCCUUGAUGUCCUGGUCGGCCGCGAAGAUUGGAGUGACCCAAAGACCAAAGUGUUCAGUAAAGCGACAAACACGAUGCAAAUACUGAACUUCAACACCAACCACCCAAUCCGUCACAAAAUCAGUUGCGUAAGGACGCUUUAUCGGCGUGGUGAGAAGCACUGCAGUGAACCAGAAGACAAAGUUGCCGAAAACAGUACCUUUGACAACUUCGUCAACCGGUGCAUGCUCAAACGAGGGGAUGCCGCAUCACUCGAAAAAGCGGAAGUAGCAAAGCGUAAUCUGCGUCAAGAAGAAGCUAGACUAAAACAGUCUACGGACGCUUUCAUGCAAGUUGAGCCCCAGCGAAUCGCCAUGUUGCAGAACGCGGCAGAAAUAGAAUGUGAAUAUUACAGAAAAGCAGCAGAGGCAUUCCAGGAACUGCAGACCGCACUAACUCAAAUAAAAGAACUUGCCCUCUCCAACCCCGAGGUUUCACAUGGCACUGAGGAUUAUAUACAUACACCACGGCAGGAAUUCGCCUACAGUACUGUUAUUGAGAGUAAGUUCUGUUAG
Messenger RNA from Dibothriocephalus latus, 642 nucleotides. The record is from the annotation of a GenBank genome assembly. NCBI's taxonomy places the organism in Eukaryota, Metazoa, Platyhelminthes, Cestoda, Diphyllobothriidea, Diphyllobothriidae.